Molecule: messenger RNA, 4319 nt
Organism: Malaclemys terrapin pileata
Lineage: Eukaryota; Metazoa; Chordata; Testudines; Emydidae
Gene: RUSC1
Product: RUN and SH3 domain containing 1
Exons: 11
Coding region: 342-3815 (1157 amino acids)
Cellular component (GO): cytoplasmic vesicle
Molecular function (GO): protein binding
Source: RefSeq, a predicted model, not a curated record
CGCAGAGCCAUCCCAGGAGCUAGGCAACCGUGCACUGCCUGCCUCGAGGACAGUCCAUUUCUCUGCCUGCCCAUGUGUGGGGGCAAAGCCAAGCGACUCCCUAGACGUGACCCUGGCCUUUUGGCUGCUCUCCUCUGGAUGCUGGGGAGCCUUUUGACACAGCCCAGAAGCCUUCCUGACAGUGAGGCUGAGCCUUCAAGGGCAUCAUCUCCUUGACUCCGCGUUGCUGAGACGCUGGCUGACGGAGACCUGGCAGAGGGAGUUGGAGCUGGGUGUUCGGAGCGACGUGCCUGUAGGAGCCUGUGACAAGCUGAGGAAUCCAGGCUCUGCCAGCCAGCACCAUGCUGUCCCCAAAGAAAGGUCUGCUGUGCAACCUCAACCACAUCCACCUGCAGCACAUCUCCCUGGGGCUGCACCUCUCCCGUCGACCCGAGCUCCAGGAGGGCCCUGUCACGAUGGCUCCGGGAGACCAGACAGGCUGCAGCGACUGCCAGGAGAACUGUGCUGCCCUGGAGGAAGUCGACGCCAACUCCAACAACACCUCCAUGCAGUGCCGGUGCUGCAAGUCCCACCCGCAGCAGACCCCAACGCUGGAUCUCCGGAACCAGCCUCUCCUGGAGGAUUUCCCUUCCCUGCACAUGGAGGAGGAGGUGGCUUCCCCUUCAGACCCGGCUUCCUCCUCUGUCAGCAGCUGCUCCGAUUUCAGCUUGGAUGACACACCAGUCUCUGUUUACUGCAAGGCAUUCCCCGGUGAAGAGGCCCUAUCUCCGGACAAUCAGCCAAACAUCGUCCCCCUGGAGGAUGCCCACGAUGCUCCCUCAGUGACUGACAAGGGGCAACCGUCUGAUGGGAGAGAUGCUAACCUCAACCUCCAGGUACAAGAGCGACCAGACCCUGGGGCCCGGGAGACCCCAGACAGCCUGUGCAGCAGCAGUUUGCUUGACUCCCCACCUGAUGAUGCUGACUCUCCCAGCGGGGAUGGGCAGGAGACCAUGGCAGAACCGCUCCCCACCACUGUCUGUGCUAUGUUGGACUCCAACUGCAAUGCCCUGCCUGCCCUAAGCAUCCAGCCGUCUGGUCUGCCUGCGCUAGCACCAGGAAAGCGGGGCCCCAGUCUGAACAGUGCAGUGAGGGCUCCCCCUCCAGUGCCCCCGAGGGCUAAGAGGGGGCUGCAGGUGCUGAACAGGAGCGGAGUGGAGAGGCCUGUCCCAACAGAGGUGCCCGCUGGAGACCAGUGCAGAGAUGCCGCUCGGAAGACCGUCACCUCAUUCCAUGAGUUGGCUCAGAAGCGGAAGAGGAACAUGGCUGGGCCACCCACCGCACAGGCUGGGAAGGACCGAAGCGACUGGCUAAUUGUUUUCUCCCCCGACAAGGAGCUGCCACCCCACAACGAGCUCACCUGCUGCUGCACCCUGUGCCCGGAGCCGCCUGGGCACCAGCUGCAGCGCGACGAGCAGGCAACGCCCCCCAGCUGCAGCCAGAGGGAGGUGACCACGUUCAAGGAGCUCCGGUACCGCAAUGCCAUCAACAAGCAGAAGGGCCAGCUGGCCUGGGAGCCGGGGGACAGAGCAGCAUACCAGGAGCAGCCUGAGUCCCAGCAUGCAGCAAUGGGCAGAGACGUCUCCAGUGGCAACAGGCUCCAGGGUCCCGACUGGGCGCUGGCUCCGCAGCUGGACGGGCACCUCCUGGCACUUAUGGAAAGCCACCAGCCGAGGAGGCAGUCUCGGCCUGGGCUGCAGCCCAUCACAGAGGGGCUGCCGGGUGACACAGAGGAAGGGGGGCGACCCCUGGAGGGCUACAUCCUGAGGAGAAAGAUGCCUGGGUCUGGCUGUGAUAAGGAGGCACUGGGCUGGAGGCUCGGGGGACCGGAGGGGGAUCCCUGGGUGUCAGGGAAGGCCCAAAGAGGACACAGAGCCUGCAAGGAGGUCAGACAUUCUCAGUCCUUUGCCGGUGUCCCAGGGGCAGGCCAGCACUGGAUGGCAAAUGCAGACAGAGCCUAUGACCAUCUGAGAGAGCAAAAGAAAGCCCUGCUGGUUGGCAUCAGCGCCUCUGUGGAGAAGCUCAUUGCUCACUUCAACACGGCACGGAGCCUGGUGCAGAAGACGCAGCUGGGCGACAGCCGGCUAAGCCCAGAUGUGAGCUACCUGCUGCUCAGCACCCUGUGCCCGGCGCUCUAUGCCCUGGUGGCAGAUGGGUUGAAGCCCUUCCAGAAGGACAUCAUCACGGGCCAGAGGAGGAGCUCGCCCUGGAGCGUGGUGGAGGCCUCGGUCAAGCUGGGCCCCGGCACUCGGCCCCUGCACUCGCUGUACUGGCAGGUGUCCCAGCUGGCUCCCCUCUGCAGCAGCAGGCAGAGGUUCCAUGCCUUCAUACUCGGUCUUCUGAACAUAAAGCAGCUGGAACUGUGGCUCUCCCACCUGCAGAAGAGCUCAGAUGUCAUCUCGGUCCUCUACCUGCCCACGGCCUUCUUCUCCCUGAGCCAAGGCCCCUUCCCGCACUUGGCCCGUGAGCUGCUGCUCCUUGUCCAGCCCCUCUCUGUGCUGACCUUCCACCUCGACCUGCUCUUCGAGCACCACCACCUGCCCGUGGAUGUGCGGCCCCUUCCCCGCAGGCCGGACUCCCCCCACAGCCACCCCCUUGGCCCUGCCCUGGUGGCUGCUCCCGCACAGAGCCGGGACCCUAGUGACCAGGCCGAGGGGGCUGAAGGCCGAGGUGGUGCUAGCCCAGAGCACCAGCUGACCACCAAUGGCCCCAGGAGGGCAGCCCUGGUGGGCUCGGAGGAAAGCGCUAGAUCCCAGUACAGCGCAGCAGCCGCCAAAUCACCCCCCAAUCCCCAGGCAGGCGUCUCCCUGAAGCAGACAUUCCAGCAGGUGCUGCAGUGGGGGGAGCAGUUCACCCAGACCCUUCUGGGACCUGAGGGUCCUGCCAAGCCUGAGAAACACCAGCAGCCUGUCCCGCAGGACACAGGAGAGAGGCGGGGCAGCUGGUGGGAGCAGCUAAGCCAGGCCUCCGGGGUCUACACCACGGCCACGAAGGAAAGGUUUCCCUUCACCCGCUGGACGAAGCUGCGGGUGGCUGCAGGGGACACCAGCUCCAGCCUAGCUGCUCCACCCCACGGAUCCAGCCAGGCUUCCGCGACUGAGUUCGGUGCUCAGGGAGGGGAGGGGGCCAGCAGCAGAGACCUGCAGCUCCUCAAGCCCAGAGCUGGGGAAGGAGGUGCCGAGGCUCCAGGUCCAACGCCCUCCAGCAAGGCAGGGAGCUUGGAGGCGCCUCAUGCUGAAAAGCUGCCGCCGCAGGCCAGGGCCAAGGGAUGCUCAGGCCCCAGGGAGACUGAGCCACCGGAGCCCUCUGCCAGCAAGACAUGCCUGCCUCCGUCCGAUGGGAGCCAGGCGGCCACGCCCAACCUGAACAUGGGCGGCUCCCCCAUCCGCCCUAACUGGCUGGGCCGACUCUUUGGGGCCACGUGUCCGCCUGCCAGAGGCUUCCCCGCCAACUCUGACACCAGUGCAGCCAAGUCCAGGAGACCUUCCAGCUGGCUGCCCCCCAGUGUGAACGUUCUCGCCCUGGUUCUGAACGGGGGGCCCUCUGAGAAGGCCUGGCCUCAGGAACAGCAAGAGAAGAAAGCGUCUGACUCGCCCCAGCUGCACAGGGCUGUGCGGGCGCUGUGUGACCACACCGGGGCUGGAGACGAUCACCUGAGCUUCAGGAGAGGGGACGUCCUGCAGCUCCUAGCCACAGUGGAUGAGGACUGGAUCCGCUGUUGCCAUGGAAACAACGCUGGCCUAGUUCCUGUUGGCUACACGUCCCUGAUUUUAUGAGGAGGAAUCCCGCAGGAAGCAUCUGCCGGCCCCAGGGCAAGAGCCGUGACCCUGUGAUUUCCCUAAGCAGCUUUUGGGGGCUAGUUCCAGGCCACGAGUGCGAAGAGUUCCCUGGUGUCAAUUCUCUGCUAUGUGGUAGCACCAAGACGCAGGCUCUAGCCAAGGGGCGCAGUGCCCAACGGCUCCCUGCCACCCAUGCUUCUCUGCAGCCCUGCCCCUGCAUCGCAAUGGUCCUGGUGUGUCUUUUGUGUGUUGUCUCAACUGUUGCCUUUCUGUGUCCCUCUGCUCCUGUGCAGUAAUCACACUUGAGUAUGUGUCAGCCCGGCAUGCCCGAGUGCUGCGCCCCCUCCCGCCCCCGGCUGGGUUGUGCAGCACGCAGACCCAGGCUGGAGCAGGGCAGUGGUUGGGCAACCCCAGCACCAUGUAAAUACCUGUGACCAUAGGAACAAAAAACACUGUCUGGGCAGCAAUGUGAGGGGAAAUAAAAGGUGCAACUGAAACACA